Adineta ricciae is the source of this 1056-nucleotide messenger RNA. The record is from the annotation of a GenBank genome assembly. Lineage: Eukaryota; Metazoa; Rotifera; Eurotatoria; Adinetida; Adinetidae.
AUGCUCUUUAUUCCAGGCUGUGGUAUGUUUCGCACUUGGAACAGUUAUUCAGCUGGUACCACUCCAAUCCACGUAAUAGCAGUUGAUUUGAACAAUGAUAACAACACCGACCUUGUCUGUGCAAAUCAGGGUGUGGGUGGAGGUACCGUAAGUGUUCACCUAAACAUGGGCAAUGGUACGUUUUUUAAUCGAACAACUUAUACAUCUGUCGGCUCUUCAUACUUCGUACAAAGUACCGAUUUAAACAAUGAUAAAAAAUUGGACAUUGUUGUCAGCAAUUUGUACCCGAGUCGGAUAAGUGUUUUUAUCAAUAUCGGCAAUGGAACAUUUCUUUCUGAAGUGACUUACGCAACUAGUGGUAUCCCACUUGCCUUAGCGUUAUCGGAUGUUAAUAAUGAUGAUCGCGUCGAUAUCGUCGUUGCAGACAGUAAUACAAAUAAUGUCGGUGUUUUUCUGAAUAGAGGAAAUGGUACAUUUUAUCCCGAAAUUCUGUAUCCAGCUGGAAUAGAUGUCCGAUCCGUAACGCUAUCUGACAUAAAUAGCGAUCGAAACAUGGACAUUAUUGUUACCAAUCAAAAUUCAAGUACCGUUGGUGUUCUUCUUAAUGCAGGAAAUGGAACAUUCCUUGCACAAGUGACUUAUGUAGUUGGCACUAUUCCACGAUCUAUUAUAACAGCUGAUCUCAACUAUGAUGGAAAACCUGAUGUCAUAGUUGCGAAUCAAAAUUCAAGCGACGUCGAUAUUCUUCUCAAUGCAGGUGAUGGUACAUUUCUGAAUCGAACAACCUACUCAGUUGGCAGGAAUCCUUACUAUGUCGUAACCGGCGACAUGGACAACGAUGGCAAGCUGGAUGUUGUUGUCGGAUGUUAUAGUACUGCCACCGUCGGUAUUUUAUACAAUACAGGCAAUGGAACGUUUACUUUUCAAAAUGGUUUUCUAAGUUCUACAGUUCCAGUAAGAUCGAUAGCGGUGGCCGAUAUUAAUAAAGACACAAAAAUGGAUAUUAUUGCAACACGAUUUCUGUUAAAUAGCGUCUCUAUCUAUUAUAAUUGUUAA